Dermacentor andersoni is the source of this 7595-nucleotide messenger RNA. Its product is annotated as allatostatin-A receptor-like. Gene Ontology annotation, cellular component: plasma membrane. Gene Ontology annotation, molecular function: G protein-coupled receptor activity. NCBI's taxonomy places the organism in Eukaryota, Metazoa, Arthropoda, Arachnida, Ixodida, Ixodidae. Gene Ontology annotation, biological process: G protein-coupled receptor signaling pathway. The record is from RefSeq and is a predicted model, not a curated record.
AUCAAGUAGAUCGCGGCUGGCAAUGUAGGCGCGCGAAAGCGCUAGGGAGCGCGAGCGGUAACUUUGUAGGGCGACGCGCUCGCAUCGACGUCUGCUCCUCGGCGUCUCCUCACCACUGAGCUCAUCACUGAGUCGCCGAAACUCAUCCGCGCAUAGGACAGCAGCUUCCAAUAUCAUUUCCGCUGACAUUCGUCGUGGAUGUAAGGAAAAAAAAAGUUCGACGAGAGGACUUCCGACGGGAAAGUGUGUUGUGGCAAUACCAGAAGGAGCAGAAGUUCUUCGAUAACAAAUAGCAGACGGCUUUCAAGUUGCCCGGAACUGGAGGUUUCCGGCUAAUAAAGGACGCGAACUUGUGACGUCACGCUCUCUACUUUUCUGAAGACACGGGUCAAGCAUAUUGCAAGAAGAGAGUUUGGGACUGCGAAUCACGAACUGUGCCUCUCGGUUUCUCUAUGUAUUCGUCACCCUGACGAGGUGUCACAUGGAAGCUGCCCAUAAAAGCGACAAGAGCUAACGGUGGGACAAAAAGAAAAGAAAAAACAAAUCAGCUGGACAUUAAACGAUCAUGGAGGAAGCCGUGACAGUUCUGCGGUCAACGACCUCGCCCUACGCGCCGAACGGUAGCGACAACGCCCUUCUGAUCCCUCCCGCUGCCAAACUGCCAGCGAAUCCACUGGCGGCACUGACCUCCUUUCUGACCCUACUGGCGCAAAAUACGUUAUUGGGCAUCCUCACCGCGGCACCUUGCAAUGGAACUGCUGGACCAUGUCAGGCAGGAGUGAGCGAAAACUUAUCCAGCUCCACGUUCCUGAACCGCCAGGAACACGCCGAGUACGACAGUGACGGAGACACCAAGACGGUGGAAGAGGUGCUCGCCAUCGCCGUGCCCAUACUGUUCGGCGCCAUCGCCGUGAUCGGGUUCUUCGGCAACGCUCUCGUGGUUCUCGUCGUUCUCUGCGACCCGCAAAUGCGCUCGACCACGAACAACCUCAUCAUCAACCUCGCCAUGGCCGACCUGCUCUUCAUCGUCUUCUGCGUCCCCUUCACCGGUUGGGACUACACCCUCAACUACUGGCCGUUCGGCGACGCCUGGUGUCGGAUCGUCCAGUACCUCGUCAUCGUGUGCGCGUACGCCAGCAUCUACACGCUGGUCCUGAUGUCCCUGGACAGGUUCCUCGCCGUCGUCCAUCCCAUCACCUCCAUGUCCAUAAGGACCGAGAGGAACGCCAACCUGGCCAUACUCUUCACCUGGGUCGUCAUCCUGGCCGCCUGCGUGCCGGCGCUCUUCGCCCACGGGGUCGUGCUCAUCGAGGACUCCUACUCGGCCUGCACCUUCCGCACCGACAUGGGGUACAACAUAGUCGCCUUCCAGAUAUCCUUCUUCAUGUCGUCGUUCGUCGUCCCCUUGGCCAUCGUGUUCGUGCUGUAUCUCCUGAUGCUGAAGAGGCUGUGGCUCGCCGCCGCUCCCGGAGGCCGCAUCAGCGCCGAGAGCAUGCGCUCCAAGAAGCGAGUCACCCGGCUCGUCGUGGUCGUCGUGGUGGUGUUCGCGCUGUGCUGGUGUCCGGUGCAGGUGGUGCUGGUGCUGAAGAGCGUCGACCUGUACGGCAGGACGAUGAACGCGCCGCGCAUCGUGGUCCAGAUCGCGUCGCAGAUCCUCGCCUACACCAACUCGUGCGUGAAUCCGUUCCUGUACGCGUUCCUCUCGGACAACUUCCGCAAGAGCUUCCGCAAGGUGAUCUGCUGCGGUCGCAAGGCGUCGCACGUCGGCGGGUCGUCGUCGUGCAAGGGCCGAUCGCGCGCCAUCGCCGACGAAGCUGAGAGAACGAGGAAGGAGAGCUCGGCCGCCUGCGUCGCGAAACUGUCCAAGGUGUCCAACGACAUACUGUGAACGUUGUGAGGAGUGAUCCUGAUUGACAGGACCGUCAUGUAUAGGGACUCGUCGCUGGCAAAGAGUCUGGCGCACUUUAUUGCACAUUUUAGCCAUGCGGAAAAAAAGCGGACACUACAAAGAGAAUUCUCCAAGCGUAAGCGCUAGAAGGGCUUCUGGCGCUCAAUCUUGUGUUUGUGUCCUGACCUCUACGUGGUGUUUGUUUUUGGUCGGUUGCAGAGAAUGUUCAGGACCGUCACACGUGCAAGCAAUCAUGCAGAAAACAGAGAAGACAAUAGGACUCUCAUUACAGCUCACCGAAAGUAAUUAGUUUUCUCCAGUAGUCGCUUGGCAUGUAAGGGUUCAUUAAGGAAGCAUUCUUUCUCGUGGAUGUGUGGUGGUGUUUUGAGCCCAUUUCGUGCGUGAUAAAGUUGCCAAAAUGGACCACGACACGCACUGAAGGCGGAGGCGGCCAUCGAGAUGUGUCAUUCAACUCCGUAAAGCGUCCGUUAGGAUGUCGUGCUUUCGAGAAUGAAGGAAUAGCGAUGAGUGUAACAGUCAGUAGGCAACUUUAAACUUAAUAAUCGCCCAUUUUUUGCGACAGUUAGAAGAACCCCACUUCUGGACAUAUUCAUUGAAUUAGUGCCUGUUGCCUGCAAGAAAAGCAAUUCUUAUUGACCGAUAGUAAUUGCGGAAUACCAGACAACCGCGUACACUUGUCGAGUUAAGAAUUUACCCAAAUCGAGUUGUCGAAGAAGUGAACCCUUAAACGUAACGCGCGCCAUCCUGGCUUCAUUGUUUACUAGACUGCUGCUCAACACUUCGUCAAUCAUCCAUUAAAGGAAAGCAAGUAUUGUAAUGCGCUUUUUGCUAGUAUGCUCCGAUGUUUCCGGGCGUUGUGAGGUCAACUCAAGCCACUUGUCACAGUUGUGGUAAGAAUGUGCAACCUUCUCUUUUUGGUUUCACCACAGAAGAUGUAAAAAAGAUACGAGAACUACUAUUCAUUCACGGUAGGUUACAGCGCUGAGAACAAAGCGUAAAAAGAAGGCAUGCGCACGUGGUACUUCUUUCGGUGGGGUUACUUUUUUUGUUUGGAUCACAGCACGCGUCAUCUGAAUGCAAGCGGUAAAUCGAAAUACACUUUGCUGAUAAAUAGCGCUAAUUCUAUUCAUAACGUAGGGCUACGCGUAUUGUGAAACACAAACGGAACUGCGAAUGCAUCGAUAAAGCUAGAGAUUACGUGAAAUUGUCUUCAAGCCUGCUAAAUAUUUACGUUGUUCCAAGAGUAACAGGUUAUUUUCUUUUUGUUGCAAUAGUAACUAUGAGAAACAAAAUAGAAAGGGCAACCUGAUACAGUCACGGUGAGAUUUAGGUACUUGAAACUAGGCUGGUUCAAAUGGUAUUUUUCAACGUGUUUUGAUUAAUAUGGUGUAAAAAACUUGAGACCACACGAAGAAGCGGCGAAACAGGAAUUUUUCGUCCUGUUGUUUCCUGUCCAUUAGGAAUUCUUAUCAGGGAUUCCUAGCUAGGUUGUUUUUUGCAGCGAAGCUGUUCACCUGACAAAUUCGUAUGAAUGAGCCGUAUGCGUGGUUUCGUAAGGGGGCGAUCUGGGCUGGCUAACGUCCGUAAAGUGAACAAAAAAGAUGGCGGCGCUGCGUGGUCUCGUAAGAGGGGGGUGGAGGUUAUCUGGGCUGGCUAACGUAAAGCCCCUUAAACUUCGGAGAGUUGCGACAUUCUCCUUCUCCUCCUUCCCUCCUGCUCCUUUUCUCGUCUCUUUCACGCUCCUUCCUCGACCGCGGCGCCGCCUACACUGCUGGAGCGUAGCAACGCCGCCAACAUGCGCUCUUCUCCUCUCCGUAGACGCUGCUCGAGCAAAAGUGGCGCUGAUGGACGGCACGAGGACCCACGUGAGGCUAUUAGGCCAAUAGCGACGCGGCGUCGUCCUCGCCCAGAGCGCGCGAGGAGGAGGCGGCAUUCUUAAUAGCAUGGCACUACUUUACGAAGUUUAAGGGGCUUUAGGCUAACGUGCGUAAAGUGAACAAAAAACAUGGCGGCGCGAGCGCCGAAUACGCAGAACAAACGAUAGCAUGGCGCAAAAGAAAGAGAGCUCACGUGAUCUCACCGCGUGCGCCGCAGCUGAGGAGUGGGGAAUGCACCUGCAACGGCCGCUAUUGCUAUGGGCUGCGUCUCCUGUCGUCUCCCCUGAAUGCAAUGGCGCGACAGUUGGGGUGGGAAGACACGUGGAUGUGCGCCGCGGUAGUCGCCGCGGUGUCUACGAACCGUAUGAUCACUGUAGAGGUAGGCCAUCGCAACAGUUGCAACUCCAACAGAACUGGGAAAAGUGGGAAGACCACGCAUUAUGCGCAUGGCCAAAGAAAAAAUGGCUGUGGCUUAGCUAAGGUUAAGCCCAGGAUGCGAAGCAUACUAGCCUUUAUUUUAGUUGUUGAACCACUGUUUAGCCUGGUGAACUGCUGUUGCUUGGCUAUAUUUGGUUCGGCUAGACGAAGAAACAACUCAUGCGUUACUCUGCUUCGCCUUCAAGAGUGGAACGCUACAGCGUUCCCGUCGACCCGCCAAGGGGUGUAAGACAAUGGGCUCCGGCGCAGCGACUACGCGCCCCGCAUUGGACGCGGUGAGCGUCGAGCAACGCAGCGUUCGGCGCGACAACGAAAUGUGCGCCUGAGCAAGCGACGCACGCCUGAGCCUUAGAAACAGCUCGUUUCUAAGGCAACACCGCAUUCACUAGAGGCGCUUUUGUACCGCUUUGAAGCAUCGUACUCGCGGCUCAGUGGUAGCGUCUCCGUCUCACACUCCGGAGACCCUGGUUCGAUUCCCACCCAGCCCAUCUUGCAAGAGUUGAGCCAAAGCCACCUAGAAACAAGCGCAGCUGCUUAUAUACCGCCGCGACGCCGCGAGCUACGGCGCGAGUUGGAGCCCCGUUUCUCCUCUGGCGUGACGUCACGGUGUCCCGUGGUCAGCCUUGAAGGCGACGGCGCGAGUUGGAGCCCCGUUUCUCCUCUGUCGUGACGUCACGGUGUCACGUGGUAUUGAAGGCGACACCGCCGCGCCUGAGGAGCUGGGUUGAGCUCUAGUAAUAUGCUUCGCAUAAAAGCCGAGCAGGAGGAGAGAGCCCAAUCGUCGAGCACGAGCUCCCGAUGAAGAUCGCGCACUGGAGGCCCGUCGUAAGCGUCCAGCUAUGUUGUUCUAGUAUGCGUCCAAGUGGCAGAAGUGCGAGUCGCCGCCUGCUCGUAGUUUCACCGAGGCGAAUUCCAAAUUGAGGGGAUUGUUUCUGGACGCGGAGUUUGGCCAUAGUUGCUCGGUCUGUGAUCGACAGCUUCGCUGGCUAAUCCGUCACCAUAUGAAUGGUUGGGCCCGAAAUUUUUUGUUUAUAUGAUGUAGUUUUUUUUCAACCAUAAGAAGCCACUGCAACGCAUUACCCGAGGCGAAAGUUGCACACCAAGUAAAAUAAAAGAACGCCAUUUUUCUUUUAAAUAGUGCCCUCGGCGUUGAUGGCUUAAGAAACUGAGUUAGGGUGAUCAUAACUCAGGAAGCAAGAUUUUUAAAAAAGCACUAUUUCCCCCGAACAAGGCAUUGAAGAAAGAGCAAUCUCAUUAGACAGCUGUUUUUUUUUUUUAGCAAUCUUUCAUGAAAAGAACAUGAGCGGCCUGGGCCCGAUUUCACGCUUGCCGCCAGCGCAUCGAAGGAGACACAAUGGAGCAGAUAAGGCCGAAAAUGCUUGCGAGGCCAUACAGUCCGUUGCUAUAUUCGAUCGAUAAGGAAAAGAAACACGUCUCUGUGAAAACAACACGGACAUCACAUUUCUUUGGUGAUAGCGUGAUUAGAUUAUAUAGGGCAUAAGAAGAAUAGCCUUUGUGCGAAACAAACCGAAAAGAUCCAAGAGAGUAGCGGCUAUCGUGUAAGGAGCGUUGCAUACAAAGGACCACAACACGCUGUUACCAUACAAGGAAGAAGCAUGCGCACUGGUGGCAACCGCAUGAAGUAGGAACUGCACUGAAUACCCUCGAGGGUGUAAUUUUGCUCACGCAGAUGACAGUCGUCAUUAUUCAUGUUUGCGGUUACUUUGUUGCUGCGCAGAAGGUGUAGAUAUUAAGGCGCACAACGUCAAAGAAAGGAACUUCGCACAGGAUUGACGAUGAUCGCCGUUGCGGGAUGAAAUUACACCCUAGAUGGUGUGCGUUGAGGCUUACGUCCCGCUAGUAGCGUAGAUAAGCGACACCAGGGGGAUUUGUGUUUCAGGAGAACGGCGUGGAUUCGCAUCAGCUGCUUAGACGCCAUCCACAUCGCAACAAAGUCCAGUGAUAAGUUGUUUGAAUUUUAACUCCUCGAAAGUCGCUCGAUCUGGCGCGCACAAAAAUGGUUUGGUAAAGAAGAAAAAGGCCCGUUCGAGACUUCGUCGUGAAGUAUGGAGCAUAUUCUUAUUAUCUGGUUAAAGCUUUUCUUCGUAAGCUGUUGUAGGUCACGAAAGCGAAAGUUCUCUGUGAAAAACACGGUGAUUUGCAAGGGUACAUGCAUGCAUUAUCCUUUAUCACAGGUGGCAGGAGAGAAAAGACCAGAUCAACGCAGCAAGAAAUGAGGUAAAAGAAAGAAUGGGGACAGUAGAUAACCGAUAUUGAUUGCAUUGCUGGUGCUGAAUACUGUGUUUCCAUAGAUGUACCCAUCCUCGGCUUCACUGCAAAGGCGAAUUAGACCUGUUUAAUGCCACCUACGAUUUCAUUGUAUCACGUUAUGAAGACGUUGUCUGAAAUCUUGUGGAAGCAAGACUGAUAGCCUGAACCUGGGGACCGGUAAGGGACCCCCUUGCGUUCCGCCUCAGAACUGGUGACGCAUACGUGAAAUCUCCAAAAGCGGCUCCGCUUUUUGAAGACCGAUGUUUUGUUGUGAUAAUCGAGUACGAAACACGCACGCAGUGAAUGCGCCAAGUGAAUGUGUUCGACAAAAUGUGCAUUCUACUUCUCCGAAUACGCACACACGCCAUUUGAGAGCCCACUGUCGCGCACAACGUGACCUGCAUUUUAAUCUACUCGUGUCACCGCAUUCACAAUUUUUUCUUCCUCAUCUCCAGAUGUGAUGCCCCCCGCAGGGAGACGCAAUGUAUAAAUCGAAUCCCGGAGCGGUAUUCUCGGUGGGCAACUCUUCGGUAUAUCACUCUCAGAACACGCUGAUUGGUCAAACCAGUGACGUCACGCCUUUCGCUCCAGCGUGACGUCGUCUCGCUCUUCACGUCACGUCACACGACAACGGGUAUGCGGUGCCGUGAUCGAGGACACCACACCGUUGUGUAGCCAGCGCUGUGAAAAGCUGCGCUUUAUUUCUAUUGGCUUAUCUGCAGCAGCAACGUGGACGCUGCGAUUAGAACAACAAAAUUCCGUGCGUGGUGACGUCAAGGGAAUGCUCCCUGUGGUAAAGAGAAUCCCGGAAAGUGCCUGAACGAGAAUACUGCCCGAUUUGCUUGUCGUUUGUUGCACCUUCUCGAUUACCCAUCAGCGUCCGCAGUGUUCGAACACAUUGCAUGUAACGCAACAGAAAAUAUCGAUAAAGUAUAGACUUUCCCAUUCCUGUCGCCUGAAUUUGGCGCUUCUUUAUCACGUUCAGCAGUGGAUGUUGAUGAUGACAAAGUGUGUGAUAAUCAAGACACUUGUAUGGUAUAGUCAUUCAAAGGAUUACGUGUACGUUAAUGUUGACGCAAUAAAUAUAUAUUUCGUGCUUA